UCCAUGCGUGUCACUACUGAAUCAAAAUGUAAAAUAUUGCUGACACACGUCCAGUCACCCACUACCAAGUUAUUUACUAUUUAUCAUUUUCGCCAUGGCCCAUUUGAAUUAUCCGUCCUCCGACGGGUUUAUUUCUUUCUUUUCGCUUUUAUGACAGUGAGCAGCUGACGAAAAUCGUUCAUAAACGUUACGCAGAUAUUGGAUGAACGUCUUGCAGAUUUUCGGCAUUAAUAAUUCGCUAACGACGUUUCACCACGUUAUAAUUCGACGAAUACGACAUUAAAAUAAUAAUUUAGAACGUCCGUCAACAUUUUCUCAAAGACAACCAUGUCAGCCAAUGAUAAGAUUCGAAAACUUUGUCGAAUAUGUGGUGAUGUUGGUUCCAUAAAUAUAUUUGGAUCAUUAGGACAGUCAUUAGAUUUAUCUGAAAAGAUAAAUACACUAUUGCCAAUACAUAUAGCACUUAACGACCGGCUUUCAAUAAUGGCUUGUGAUGCUUGUGUCAAUCAAAUAACUACAAUGAAUCAAAUAGUGGGAAUAGCUAUUCAUACCAACGAGUUGAUGAUCAAACUACUAGAAAAAAAAGAUAGUACUUUUCAAGAAAGGAUGCUGAAACUUUGUCGUAUCUGUGGAAAUCCUGGAUUGUUGCAAAUUUAUAAUCAAUUUAAUGAAAAUUCGCCGAACUUAGCUGAUAAGAUGAACUCAUUUUUAACGCUUAAAGUGUCCCCUGCUGAUCAGCUAUCACUGAAAAUUUGUCAAAAUUGUUUUAAUCAAGUGGAAGAUGUGUACCCUGUCAUUGAAUAUUGUCAUAACACUACACAACUAAUGUCGAUGAUUGUUGGAAACGUACCACAGGAUAAUAUGACAGUCGAAAAUGCCUCGUUAGAAAUCGCUGAAACCUUUCAAGACAAUUUUAUCGAAUUUGAUAUUAAUGAAGUAAUAAUCCAAGAAAAUAACAAUAAAGAAAAUGAGUUUGGCAAUAUUAUGAAGGAACAUGAUACUGAAAAUAUUAUACAUACGACUUUUAGAAGUACAAAUCAAAUACAAUGUUUACGUUGUACAAAUAUUUUUACCUGUGGUACAGAAUUGAGACGCCAUAUUCUGUUGAACCAUAACUUGAAAGACUUGGAUUGUCAUCAUUGUUUUCGUCGCUGUUCCAAUUUAUUGGAAUUUGAAAAUCAUGUAAAAUUACAUUUUAAAGCUGAACACCCUUACUAUCCAUGUGAUUUAUGUUUGAUCAGCUUCAACAGUUUGGCAAGUCUUAUACUCCACAUUAAGACACAUGACAUACCACAUUCCAAAGAGUGGGCACUUAUUUACAACCUAUCUGAUAAAUCUACAUCUUUUAACUGUAAAUAUUGUAAUAAGAUUUUUAUACAUGAAGCAUCAAGACAAAUCCAUGAGCGUAUUCAUUUUACAUGCUUAAUAUGUGAGACAUGCGGUAAACAAUUGCCAAACAAGUCUCAGUUGAGUGUACAUCAGCGUCAACAUACCGGGGAAAGACCUUACCAGUGUAUGAACUGUGGUUCUUCGUUUAAAUGCUUGUCAACAUUACGCCAACAUGAAGUUGUACACUACGAAAAAAAAUACAGCUGUGAAGUCUGUCUGCGUAAGUUUAGCCGGCCAGAAAAGGUUCGUAUACACAUGAGAGUACACACAGGGGAAAAGCCCUACAACUGUUUGAUAUGUCAUAAAAAUUAUCAACAGAAAAACGAUUUAAAUCGUCAUAUAAAGAAGAAACAUGAGGAGGAUUAUGCUAUAAACAAUAUCAGACUAAAUUUGUUUUAAAAAUUUAAUUACUCAAUAUUUAAAAUAAUCAAAUUAUUGGUUACAAUUAAUAUUCUCAUAUAUUUUUAAUAAUGUACAUUUACUA
This is a messenger RNA of Metopolophium dirhodum (rose-grain aphid), 1873 nucleotides long. Its product is annotated as zinc finger protein 14-like. Gene Ontology annotation, biological process: regulation of transcription by RNA polymerase II. Bases 328 to 1788 code for a protein of 486 amino acids. Gene Ontology annotation, molecular function: DNA-binding transcription factor activity, RNA polymerase II-specific; RNA polymerase II transcription regulatory region sequence-specific DNA binding; zinc ion binding. Gene Ontology annotation, cellular component: nucleus. The record is from RefSeq and is a predicted model, not a curated record. NCBI's taxonomy places the organism in Eukaryota, Metazoa, Arthropoda, Insecta, Hemiptera, Aphididae. The transcript is spliced from 8 exons.